GAAAACAAUCUUAAGGAAGAGCGAAGAGAAAAAUUGCAAACAAUAGGAAGGAAAAUAUCUGAAAAACUGCAUGGAUUACCUCUAGCUGGAAAGGUAGUGGGAAGUUUAUUGAAGUCCCAACUAAACGAGAAGUCCUGGAACAUGAUCUUAGAAAGUGAGUGGUGGGAACAUGAAUAUGUUUUAGAUAAUAUCCUUCCAUCUCUGGCUUUAAGUUACGAACACUUGAACGCAAAUCUAAAGCAAUGCUUCGCUUACUGCUCCAUAUUUCCCAAGAGCUAUGUUUUCGAGCAAGAUCAGUUAGUCCAGAUGUGGAUGGCUCAAGGUUUUAUCCAGAACAAGAAUCGGAUAAGAAUGAGAAUGGAGGACAUUGGAAGUCAGAUAUUUGACGAAUUAACUAGCAGGUACUUCUUUCUACCAACUCUGAAUAACAGGUACGUGAUGCACGAUCUGAUAAGAGAAUUGGCAGUUUGUGUUUCGUUGGAUGAAUGUUUGGUCAUUAGUGAUGAGAAAGGAGAAAUCCCAGAGACAAUUCGCCACUUGACUCUGAGGACUGAUAAAAUAGAUGCAUUUAUCGGCACGCAAAAACUUCAAAACCUACGGUCCAUUUUAUUCUUUGGUGUUUAUGAUUCUGAAAAGUUUUACCAUUUUCUUGACGGCAUGUUAAAACAAUCGAAAAGUUUGCGUGUUUUGGAUUUAUCUCACUUAAACAUGAAGCUGAAGAAGCUACCGGAUGCUAUUGGUGGGUUAUUACAUCUGCGGUACUUAGAUGUCUCCUGCACUGAGAUCGAACAGCUGCCCAAAUCAUUUUGUUGGCUAUGCCAUCUGCAAGUUUUGAACGUGCGAUCUUGCUUCUCUGUUAGGUUACCAGAAGACAUGAACAAAUUAAUCAACCUGCGGCAUUUAUACGGAGAAGUGGACACAAUUUCUCAAAUUGCUGGGAUUGGAGAUCUUACCAACCUUCAAGAAUUAGAGGAAUUUCGAGUCGCAAAGAAGAGGCGUCAUGAGAUUGGAGAGUUGAAGGGCUUGAGAAAUCUUCGGAGACAGCUUUCGAUCAAGAAUCUUGAGUAUAUCAACAGUAAGGAGGAGGCCAUGGAGGCCAUGUUGAAAGACAAAGAACACCUAACUGCACUACAUUUAGAAAAGAAUUUUGACGCAAAAUGUCCUCCUGAUGCCGAGAAGGAGAUAUUUGAAGGCCUCCAACCACAUCCCAGUCUUAAAGAGCUGAAGAUCAAGGGCUAUGGAGGUAUCAUAUUUCCAACUUGGAUGGUGGAAAAUAAAUUUCUAACCAAUCUAGAAUCGAUUUGUCUAGAAUGUUGCGACAGGUUGAAGAGUCUCCCGCCACUAGGGCAGCUGCCGUUCCUCAAGUAUCUUCGGAUUGAAAACAUGCCUGCCGUAAAACGAAUUGAUCGUGAAUUUUAUGGUGACACUGCCGUGGCAUUUCCAUCCCUGGAAUCACUAGAAUUUACUCACCUCGAUGAAUGGGAGGAGUGGUUAGAAGCAGAUGGCGCACAAUUUUCACCUCGCCUCCAUAGACUCCACCUCCAUAAAUGCUUCAAGCUAAGGAAAGUACCCCUCCGCUGCCUGUCCUCAUCGCUUGCAGAGCUCAGUAUCGAAGACUGUUGUGACUUCGGCAGUGCGCUGUCCGGAUGUCUGGAAAGUCUCACCUCUCUCACCACUCUAAGGGUCGCUCGCUACCGCUGCCACGAAUCUCUUUGUUUAUCAAAUUUGCGUGCUCUCGAGCAUUUGCACCUCGAAAAUUGCCCACAGAUGGAGUUAAUUGGGGGGUUGCAGUUCCUUACUGCUCUUGAAAUACUACACCUUAGAAAUUGUCCUCCGCAGGAGGCUCUUUGUUUAUCCAAUUUGCGUGCUCUCAAGCAUCUGCACCUUGAGGAUUGCGGAAACAUGAAGUUGGUUGGGGGGUUGCAGUACCUAACUGCUCUUGAAAAACUAGAACUCAAAGGAUGUCUCAUCGCGUCCUUAGAGCCUGUGCAGGUCCACGAGGGGGAGGGACUGCGAACUGUCAAUCGUCUCGACAUAGACGGCAUUAUCCUACUUCAAAAUCUGUGGAUUCUGUUGGGAAGCCUCCCCUCGUUGCAGUAUUUGCAUAUUCGUUCUGGUUAUGGUAUAACUAACUUCACAGGGGAGCAGGAGCUGUGGUUCCAGCAACUAACAUCACUUCAUGAGCUGGAGAUUUCUAGCUGCCAAAACCUUGAAAGCCUACCUACUUCUUUGGUAAACUUCUCCUCUAUCAGGAGGCUGACUAUAAACUUCUGCCCCAAAAUUAGCUUUCAAAGCCUUCGAGAGAACGAGUUGCCUACUUCGCUCGAAGAAUUACAGAUCAUGGAAUGCCUUUUGUUGAACAACCGAUGCCUGAGAGGAGGAGCUGAUUGGCCAAAGAUUGCUCACAUACCUUUCAUACAUAUUGAUAACAAGAUCAUACAACAACCGUGAAAAGAGAAUUCAAUGCCACUCCUACAUCCAUUCUUCUGGUUUGUUUCAUCGGUCGCCUCCAAUCGUUGAGCCACUUGGAGUGUGCAGAACUUUCGCUAGGUUCCCUUGUGGAUAUUCUUUCUAUAUAUUUGGGAAGUUCACAGCCAAUGAAUUCUUUCUUUGCAAGUCGAGCCUUAUCUGAAUCUACCAAAGUUGUUUCAAACUGUCCAUUAUCACCGCAUCUGCCUCUGAAGAAGCCACAGCUGAGUGCAACAUACUCCAUUUCACAUCAUAUAUUUGGAGCUACUGUAGCGUCCUCUAUCCUGUUAAGUCCUGCUGUUGUGGAGUUUAGCCUUAUGGAUGAUGUAUGAAAGUCAAUUUCUGAAUUUGCUUCUGAGAG
Messenger RNA from Elaeis guineensis (African oil palm), 2830 nucleotides. RefSeq names its product putative disease resistance protein RGA4. Lineage: Eukaryota; Viridiplantae; Streptophyta; Magnoliopsida; Arecales; Arecaceae. Gene Ontology annotation, molecular function: ADP binding. The record is from RefSeq and is a predicted model, not a curated record.